Molecule: messenger RNA, 2553 nt
Organism: Lingula anatina
Lineage: Eukaryota; Metazoa; Brachiopoda; Lingulata; Lingulida; Lingulidae
Product: neurensin-1-like
Biological process (GO): nervous system development
Cellular component (GO): transport vesicle; neuronal cell body; neuron projection
Source: RefSeq, a predicted model, not a curated record
UAUCUACAUCUGUACAGAUUCAUCGUGCCACGGAAAGCAAAAACUGCCUGGACGGAAUAAUGAGCAUCAAGCCCGGGUUGUUUUUCACCAGAGACCAUAUGGUUUUUAUGGACAGUAUGAUAAUGAAGAGUUGGUAAAUAUUAAGAGCAUACACGAUAUAUUUCAACCCUAGAGCCUGUCAACAUUCAGUGACACGAAGCUGACUCACGCAUUCAAACUCAGCGUGGGAUUCAACGUGGAAUUUUUAUCCAGCCCGAAGAGCCGUGAUACGCUAGCUUUAUUGGCUAGUUGGGCGAUCUGUUAUUCGACGUGGUUGUGGCUAGAAACACGACGCGAAAAAGACAUUUCCUUUUAAACAGCCUUCAAUGCUACUCAGCGUGAAGCUACAGGUAACAUAUGAGGAGAAACACUAUCCGUCAAGUCAUUCGAGCAUAAUCUCAGCCCCUCAGAUCUGUGAGAGCCACUGUAAUAAGGGAGUUUGAUUGACUGGUAAAUACAGUGACGCGAUUUAAUGGUGGAUCAAGUGCUGAUAUUACAGCAACAGUUGAAGACGGACGGUUUCCAUAGCUGGUUUCCAAAUUACAUUGUUCAGAUCACCGGUGCAGAUGCUGUGUUGACCUUCCUACUGUGACAAGUACUGAGAGGCCAGCAUUCCCUGAAGGGUGGACUUCACGAUCGAAUAUUACGGAAAUCGUAAAGAGACUGUACCAAGGUAACAUUGUGUAGGCUGGGCAUAGCACAGUAAAGUAUGCAUUUCUAACGCUUUUGGUAUUUUUUCGAAUAUGGAGUCAACAAACGCAGCGUUUUCAAAAGAACCAAUCGAACGACCUGAAUCAUGGGACCUUGCUUCUGACAGUGAUGGUUCUAUAUCAGAUACCAGUUCCCAGUCAGCACCAGAGCAAAGUGGGGAUCCCAAAAGGCCCAGGAAAACAGUGCGCAUUUCUCGGCAUCCGACCCUGGAAAAAGUGAUCGAAUCAACCAACGAUCAAGAGGAUAAAAGAACCGGCUGCUCUGACUAUUUUGGGGUUAAAUCAUACUUGCAUUAUUUCUACGAAUCCGGGUUUAAAGAUCCAAAAGUGUACGAAGAAGACGACAGUGCAUAUCUUUUACGUCCAAACAACCGUAGAAAGUGGUGCCGUUCCGUAUGGUGGAAGGUCUUUUCGUGGAUCGGUGUUUCUCUUCUUGUAAUCGGCCUAGUGGGGAUACUGGUAGGUUAUGUGACCCCCAAAAAAGCCCAUAUUAUCGAAAAGGACGGCGAGACGGCUGUGAUCGACAAGGAUGCCAUUUAUUAUAACUACAAUUUUGAUGCUGUGAAGCUUGUAGGUUUGGUGGUAUUUUGUAUAGGCGGGGCUACAAUAGCUAUAUCGCUUCUGGUGCCGAGUUUCCUCAAAAACUACUACGACGAAGGCCAGGACGAGUCCUUCAAGGUCUACCUCAACAAUGACGACGACCGCCAGGUUUCAAGCCCUUUGGAACGCCUCAUUCCAACGUCAGCCCGCUGGCGCAGCAUUCAGCCAGAUAGGCAGGUCGGGGAGGCCAUAGUCUGCCAAGAAGGAAUCGUUAAAGUCCACUAAGUAGAGCUAUUUGCAGCAUCCAUCUCUAACAUUUUACCAUAGCAAUGUAAUCGCGUGAUCAAUUCGUCAAUUAUUUUUCAUGUUUUGGAAGAACAACAUACUGUUUCAUUGAUUUUUUUUACAUUUUUUGAAAAAGCCCCACUUGUGCGUCAUUUAGAGCACAAGAUCUAUACAAACUGUUUAUUUAGACAAUAUUUAGCUUAUGACGCGAUGACAAAACUGGAGGGUCAUAAUGAUGACUGUGUAAUUAGAAAAAUGAAGAAUUUGUUUAUCAACACACGCACAGUCGUAAAUCAAAUGGCUUAGAUGUUAUCAGCAGAUAUUGCCAUAUAUAAAGAUAUAAGCCAUCAUCUACCGGAUAUACGGAGAGUAUUAUGAAAGGAAAGCAAUAAAUUACUGAUACAUAAUGAAGAAAUCCAAUAUAGCACUAGUUGCUAUGGCAGCACAUCUUUAUAAAAAAAAGAAAAAGAGAAACAGUGCCUGCUUUAUGAUUGCCAUGUUUAUUGUGCUGUCAAUGCAUUAUAUCCGGUAUCCAAAGAGAUGCUUUUCUGGAAAUAUAAUAUAAAAAGUACAACAAACAAAUCUUAAGAAAUUGGUUGUAAUAAAAAUCCUACCUUAUGCUUCACUGUCUUCAUCAUUUGAAGCUUCGUAAAAAACAUGAUGAUGGACAAAAAUGCAUACACUAUAAAUGCAGUGUAUACGCAUAUGAAAUUGGUUGUUGAAAUUAUUUUAUGUCGGUGGCCUCGCGCAUCAUUAAGAAUGCGGUCAAGGAGAAAACAUUGUUUUAUCGACAAUAAUGUUAUAAAAACAGGAGCACGCACAGUGCAAAGGACUUUUUGAUCUUGAUAGGCCGUUAGUAUCAGACGGCACGUAUACAAUGUACUAGCUGGUACACAUUUCACGAAGUCAUGAAUAUUGGUAAAGCACUAUAUAUUUUAUGAUAGAAUUUACCCACUGCGUAUAGAUAUUAUAAUACAAU